CCUGUUAACGCUCUUGGUAUACCUGCGUGCUCUAUGAUCAAAUUAGCCGAUGAUGGAAGUCCGUGCAUGCAUUGAGCACUUUCAUAUUUCUGCUACUGGCUGUAGUUUUAGUUGUCAACGUAACUUGUCGCAUUUCCAUCGGUGGUAGGCAACAUUUUAACGGGAAAGGUAACGCAAGGACCAAUGGACCACGGAAAGAAUUGAAGAGAAAUGGAUGAACAAAUAGAAAGCAUACGUGCGGCCGCUGCUGCUAUUCCAAAGGGUCCGCUAAAGACGGAAGAAAUAUCUCAAAGUAGCCCCGAAAAUGAACCAAGCGAGCGAAGCGACGGCACCACGUCACCCCCGCCUAAUUGCAGCAUUUGCUUGGGCAAGCUCAUCAACAAAUCUUUCACCGACAGCUGUUUGCAUCAGUUUUGUUUCAGCUGCUUGUUGGAGUGGUCGAAAAUAAAAACAGAAUGCCCUCUGUGUAAACAGACGUUCAAAUCCAUAAUACAUAAUGUUAGAUCCGAAGGAGACUACGAUCAAUAUCAUGUUCCCCGUCAGUUUGUCUCACUGUCUGCAUCACAGAUGGCUGCAACAGUGGAUGUUCAUUUUGAUCUGGUCAGCAGUAUGAAUGUACCAAGGGAAGCACGUGGAUUUAGCUACCGUACAACAAUGACACCUAAUCAUCGAUACCGGAAUAUCUUGAAUCCUGAACAAGUUAUGAGGAAUGAACAAGUACCCGCUGUCACAUCACUAGUUUCUAGAGCGGAACGGAGACUGCGACGUACCAAUCCUAUCGACUAUCGGCGCAAUGUGUAUCGUUUUGGACAUUGGGCGACAUCUCUACCCGACAUAUUUGGAAACUUCAGGGAAUGCAGUGCUGAAUACUAUCGGCGAAACCCAAACCAAUUAAAUCGACUGAUUCCUUGGUUGAAUCGUGAACUACAAGUAUUACUUAACAACAAUGCUCCACAAAUAAGUUACGUGAUGCGUGUUAUCAUGGAAUCUAUCACUCGGUACGACUUGAGAAGUUCCGACUUUCGAGACACAGUUCGUCCCUACUUUGCCAUGCACACCGAGCACUUUGUCCAUGAACUACUCAACUACGCGCAGACCAGUUUUGAUGUGAUUGGUUACGAUCAAUAUGUUACCUAUGUUUCAAAUCGUGGUUUGUCCAACGAAUAUGUCCCUGUCGUAUCAUCACCCAGUUCUAGUAGCAGCAGCAUAUCUAAUGAUUCAGAUGUUCAAGUUGUUGAAGAAACUAUCGAUGCGAGUCGGAUCAAUAUUGAGAUGCCCGGAAUAGGACCGCAUACGGUCGAGAUGCCUGGUCCCAGUACAGUAGCUGAAGCAUUCCGUGAAACGACACAAACAUCUAAUAUUGUACUGACAAUUUCGUCAAGCUCAUCAGGAAUAUCAGAUAAUGAAUGUGAAGUUGUGGGAUAUGUGAAGCCCAGACACGAAAGAACACCAGAAGUCAUCGAUUUAUUAUCGUCGGAUGCUGAUACAGUAAAUGUGCCUGAUGCUCCCAAUUUAGAUUAUACCGAGCAUACUAGACACAACUGUCAAGUCGUGACAAAACAACAUCCGAUUUUUGAAGAUUCUAUAGAUCGGUCUCUUUUUGAUUCUCCAAGUGUAUCAACCUUCAGCGAAGUUAACGAGGCUACUACUUCAACGGAUAGAAAGGGAAGCUCAAUCCGAAAUACCCUGGCAUCCAUGAAACGAUUUUCUCACACAACGACGUCGGAGAGUGAUGAUCUAGAUUCAAAUCGGGAUUGUACUCCCUACAGCAGUAGCAAAUCAAAGAACAAGUCAAAGAAGUCAAUCAUUGCCACAACUCCUGCGCAUCAUCAAAAGUACAAGCGUGGUACUAAAAUGUUUGUUCGAAUAAGGCGUCGUAUUAAAGCAGUAAUUUCAAGUAGCAGCGAAUCUGAAGGCCGGAGCGUACAAGGAAUAUUCAAACCCAUGUCAACAACACCGGAAAGUGACAAGAGAGAAUGUUCUUCAAGUUGGAGUGAUUCUAGUCCGGACCGGCACAAAAAACGACAGAAAACAAAAGGUAAAUCCAAAUUAUUGAAAUCGGCAAUAUCCAAUAUGAUUACAAUUCGUAAAGACUUAGUUAAAAAGGAAGAAUGGUGCAGCGAAGAUUGUGCAGAAAGUGAUGCCUCUCAACGAAGCACCAGUAUUUCCAAACAUAGAUCUUGCCGAAAUAAAAAAUAUGGAUCGAAGAGAUAUCGUUCGAUCAAGGAUUCAGAUUCCGAGCGAGAAGUAAAGAAACGUGAAAGCGACGACCAUAAUUCUUUUGAAGACAAUGGGAUGUCAAGUAAAAAACAAACGGAAGCUAAUUUGAAAGUUGACUAUAGCACGACAGAUUCUGAGAGGAAUGUGUUGAAUGGUCGCUCGAGUAGCUAUUGUAGCGCACGGUCAAGUAAACCAUAUGUUGCUAAGAAAAAAUCAAAACACAAGGAUAGACGAAAAGAAAAGGAAAGUCGCAAAACCGACGGCAGGACGGUUGCUGCUACUGUCACAGAUUCAUUCCAGGCCGAUGAUGAUUGCACGCCAAGUGUUUCAACGGCAUCCGUAACGUCAUCCGUUAGAAGUGACACACUUCUUUCAUCUAGAUAUGCCAGUUGUAAAAAACGUUCGAGUUCUAAGGAGAGACGUAAAUCCCACAGAAAAUACAAGGAGUCCAGAAAGUCUCAUAAACGAUCUAAGAGCGAAUCGAAAUCAAGGUCCAAGAAAAAGAAGCGCCGUAUCAGAUCGUCCUCCAGCUCUAACUCAGAAUGAAAAUGUAUUAAAAACUUUGCCCAUUAACGCUCAGGUCUCUGUCUGUGCGCGGCAAGAUUUAACUCUCAUAAAUCAUCUCUAGAUGAAAUAUCUUGUUGAUAAUAAUUCCCAAUGCUAGCGUGCGCUAGCAAAAAUAGGAUCUGCAUAAUUCGUAGAUAUACGUUAUGGAAAUGAUUGAUUGAAGGGUGAUCAUAGAAUACAGAAAUCACGAGAGUAAUUGAACGUUUUUUACACGUAUGUUUUAUUUUUAUUAAAA
This is a messenger RNA of Diprion similis, 3022 nucleotides long. Its product is annotated as E3 ubiquitin-protein ligase Topors-like. Gene Ontology annotation, biological process: protein polyubiquitination; protein monoubiquitination. The transcript has 7 exons. Gene Ontology annotation, molecular function: ubiquitin protein ligase activity; metal ion binding. The coding region runs from base 211 to 2766 and encodes 851 amino acids. Lineage: Eukaryota; Metazoa; Arthropoda; Insecta; Hymenoptera; Diprionidae. The record is from RefSeq and is a predicted model, not a curated record.